AGACUGUGCAGGCAUUAAAAUUUUGCCUGUAAAACUCAAAAACAAAAGAAAACUGAAAGGAAGAAAUAAGAACAAGACAAAGAUUGUAUAAAUUUUAAAAUCAUGCAAAAACUGCAAAUCUAUGUCUAUAUUUACCUGUUUAUGCUGAUUGUUGCUGGUCCAGUGAAUCUAAAUGAGAACAGCGAGCAAAAAGAAAAUGUGGAAAAAGAGGGGCUGUGUAAUGCAUGCACUUGGAGACAAAACACUAAAUCUUCAAGAAUAGAAGCCAUAAAAAUUCAAAUCCUCAGUAAACUUCGCCUGGAAACAGCUCCUAACAUCAGCAAAGAUGCUAUAAGACAACUUUUGCCCAAAGCUCCUCCACUCCGGGAACUGAUUGAUCAGUACGAUGUCCAGAGAGAUGACAGCAGCGAUGGCUCCUUGGAAGAUGAUGAUUACCACGCCACAACAGAAACGAUCAUUACCAUGCCCACAGAGUCUGAUCUUCUAAUGCAAGUGGAAGGAAAACCUAAAUGUUGCUUCUUUAAAUUUAGUUCUAAAAUACAAUACAAUAAAGUAGUAAAGGCCCAACUGUGGAUAUAUUUGAGACCCGUCAAGAGUCCUACAACAGUGUUUGUGCAAAUCCUGAGACUCAUCAAACCCAUGAAAGACGGUACAAGGUAUACUGGAAUCCGAUCUCUGAAACUUGACAUGAACCCAGGCACUGGUAUUUGGCAGAGCAUUGAUGUGAAGACAGUGUUGCAAAAUUGGCUCAAACAGCCUGAAUCCAACUUAGGCAUUGAAAUCAAAGCUUUAGAUGAGAAUGGUCAUGAUCUUGCUGUAACCUUCCCAGGACCAGGAGAAGAUGGGCUGAAUCCCUUUUUAGAAGUCAAGGUAACAGACACACCCAAAAGAUCCCGAAGAGAUUUUGGACUUGACUGUGAUGAACACUCAACAGAAUCUCGAUGCUGUCGUUAUCCCCUAACUGUGGAUUUUGAAGCUUUUGGCUGGGAUUGGAUUAUUGCACCCAAACGAUACAAGGCCAAUUAUUGUUCUGGAGAGUGUGAAUUUGUAUUUUUACAAAAAUAUCCUCAUACUCACCUUGUACACCAAGCAAACCCCAGAGGCUCUGCAGGCCCUUGCUGUACUCCCACAAAAAUGUCUCCAAUUAAUAUGCUAUAUUUUAAUGGCAAAGAACAAAUAAUAUAUGGGAAAAUCCCAGCCAUGGUAGUAGAUCGCUGUGGGUGCUCAUGAAAUUUAUAUUUGGUUCAUAACUUCCUAAAACAUGGAAGCCUUCCCCUCAAUAAUUUUGAAGCUGUGAAAUUAUGUACCACAGGCUAUAAGCCUAGAGUAUGCUACAGUCACUUAAGUACAAGUUACAGUAUAUGAACUAAAAGAGAGAAUAUAUGCAAUGGUUGGCAUUUAACCAUCAAAAUAAAUCACACAGUAAGAAGUUUUAUGAUUUCCAGAGUUUCUGAACUAGGAGAUCAGUUACAUUUAUGUUCAUAUAUAUUACAACAUAUACAAGCAAAUGAAAACAACUCUCCUUGUGUUCUGAUGCGUAAAGGAACAUGUUUUAAAGUCUAUUUCCUUACAGCUGCAUUUAAUACUUACAGAAAAAUCUAUAUAUAAUAUUGGUAAAAUUCAGGAUUGUUAUAUACCAUCAUUUGAAUCAUCCUAAACACUUGAAUUUAUAUUGUAUGCUAGCAUACUUGGUAAGAUGAAAUUCCACAAAAACAGGGAUGGUGCAUUAUACGCAAGUUUCCAUUCCCAUUUCGAUUGGUACAGUACAUUAACAAUCUAUGCCAAUGGUGCUAAUACAAAAGGCUGAAUGGCUGAUGUUUAUCAGGUUUAUUAAAGGUAAGUCAUUCAGUAAAAUAAUUUUUUUCUUUAGGUGCAUUUUUAUACACCUCCAAAUGGGGAACGGAUAUUCUUUAAUAAAAGAAGAAUCAUUUUUCUGGAGGUCAGCAAUCAAUUAUAUACUUGAGAAACUGCAUUUUAUUAAAAGGCAGCCAAAACAAUAUUCAUUUGUAUCAAAAUUUCAAAAUAAUAGCCUGAC
Molecule: messenger RNA, 2035 nt
Organism: Condylura cristata (star-nosed mole)
Lineage: Eukaryota; Metazoa; Chordata; Mammalia; Eulipotyphla; Talpidae
Gene: MSTN
Product: myostatin
Exons: 3
Coding region: 103-1230 (375 amino acids)
Biological process (GO): SMAD protein signal transduction
Cellular component (GO): extracellular region
Molecular function (GO): growth factor activity; cytokine activity
Source: RefSeq, a predicted model, not a curated record